Molecule: messenger RNA, 1861 nt
Organism: Ipomoea triloba (trilobed morning glory)
Lineage: Eukaryota; Viridiplantae; Streptophyta; Magnoliopsida; Solanales; Convolvulaceae
Product: thiamine biosynthetic bifunctional enzyme TH1, chloroplastic
Exons: 10
Coding region: 19-1656 (545 amino acids)
Biological process (GO): thiamine biosynthetic process
Cellular component (GO): chloroplast
Molecular function (GO): hydroxymethylpyrimidine kinase activity; phosphomethylpyrimidine kinase activity; thiamine-phosphate diphosphorylase activity
Source: RefSeq, a predicted model, not a curated record
UCUUCCGCCACAUACUCGAUGAAGCUCCCAUUUAUGGAUUCCUGCUCUCAAGCCCUCUACAGUUCAUCUUCUCUCAAGUCAAAGUUGAGUUGUAGCGUGGGUCGCCUUCAACGCUUUUGUCAAUCCAGGACGUUGGUAACAAUGUCUUGCGAUAGUACGAAAAUCAGAGUUCCGCACGUACUCACCGUUGCCGGUUCGGAUUCCGGCGCCGGCGCCGGAAUUCAGGCGGACCUCAAGGCUUGUGCGGCGAGGGGAGUCUACUGCUCUACGGUGAUCACGUCCGUUACUGCUCAGAACACUGUGGGAGUUCAGGGCGUGCACAUUGUGCCGGAGGAUUUCUUGGCGGAGCAGCUGAGGUCGGUGCUAUCUGAUAUGCAUCCUGAUGUUGUGAAAACAGGCAUGCUUCCUUCAACUGGCAUAGUCAAGGUCCUCUGUCAGAGUCUUAAGGAGUUUCCAGUUCAAGCUUUGGUGGUUGAUCCUGUUAUGGUUUCUACAAGUGGGCACACAUUGUCUGGUCCUUCAAUCUUAGAUAGCUUUCGGGAGGAACUUCUUCCCCUGGCUGAUUUAGUGACUCCAAAUCUGAAGGAGGCAUCUGCUUUGCUUGGUGGUGUGCACUUGGAAACAUUCGAUGACAUGCGAUUUGCUGCUAAAUCUAUAUAUGAAUUUGGCUCAAGGAAUGUACUUGUGAAAGGUGGUGACCUUCCUAGUUCACUGGAUGCUGUUGAUAUAUUAUACGAUGGGAAGGAAUUCUAUGAGUUUCAGUCCCCGCGCAUAAGAACAGCAAAUACUCAUGGAACUGGUUGCACGCUGGCUUCUUCUAUUGCAGCUGAGUUAUCUAAAGGUUCUCCAAUGAUUUCUGCUAUUAAGGUAGCUAAACGCAGUGUUGAAACAGCCUUGAAUUACAGUAAGGAUAUAGUCGUUGGAAAUGGUUGUCAGGGUCCUUUUGAUCAUCUACUGAAGCUUAAGAGCAAUGCAAAGAACUUAAUUAGGCUGCAUCCUUUUGAUCCAAGUGAUCUCUUCUUGUACGCUGUUACAGAUUCACGGAUGAACAAAAAGUGGGGGCGUUUAAUAACGGAUGCAGUGAAAGCUGCCAUAGAAGGAGGUGCCUCCAUCAUUCAACUAAGGGAAAAGGAUGCAGAAACACUCGACUUUCUGGAAGCUGCAAAGGCAUGUUUGGAAAUAUGUCGACUUCAUGAUGUGCCUCUAUUGAUAAAUGACAGGAUUGAUGUUGCUCUAGCUAGUGGUGCUGAUGGCGUGCAUGUUGGCCAGUCUGACAUGCCUGCCCAUGUUGCCCGAGCUCUUCUUGGGCCUGACAAAAUCAUCGGUGUAUCAUGCAAAACACCAGAGCAAGCUCAUCGAGCAUGGGUAGAAGGGGCAGAUUACAUUGGCUGUGGCGGUAUAUAUCCAACAAACACAAAAGAAAACAACCGGACAAUCGGUUUGGAUGGAUUGAAAUCUGUAUGUCUAUCUUCAAGAUUACCAGUGGUGGCAAUUGGCGGAAUUGGCAUCUCAAACGCGGAGGCUGUAAUGGCAUUAGGAGUCCCGAAUCUGAAAGGCAUUGCUGUUGUAUCUGCUUUAUUCGACAGGGAAUGCAUUGCUACGGAAACGAGAAAGUUGCAUAAGGUGCUGACUGAGUCGGCCGCAACAGUAAACUGAAUGCUAGAGUGGACGCAAUCAGAAACCUCUCCGUUUGAAUUUCAUAUUUUUCCUGCAAUCUAAACAUUUUUUCUUCACUUGGGGGUAGUAUUCAAGAGCUAAAACAGACCAUUGGGUAUGUCUUUUUCGAUGGUUGUAACAAAUAUUUAUUUAACAUUAUUAUAAUUUUAAGCUGAUAAACAUUUGCUCCGUUAUUUAAACUUGA